AUGGCCCUCCCUACGAUUGUCAGAACUUCAGAGGACCUUGCCAACCAUGAUCCCACAACGAGCAAGACGCAGCACAACAUCAGCGUGCAAGAGCUGGGCAACAUUGUCGACAAUGCCAGUCCGCGGGCCAUCGAACAAUCCGUACCCCUCGCAGAGGAGAUCUCACAAGCUGUCGCCUCAGUGAAGGCUGUGCUUCGUCCCGACAUCGUCGUCAACGAGCUAAACGCCAACACUCCCUCGGAGCUGAAUUUCGAAGUGCCCGAUCCCACCGCAGACAUCCGUGUCCCACCUGCUCAGAAGCCCAUCUUCGUCCCACCUCAGACUCUACCCGAGCCGGAUGGAAGCGAAUCCCGAGCAAGGGCAUCAUCUCCCACCGUGGUUGAUGAGAUCGAAGUCCUACCGGAUCACAGGCCUCUAGCUCCUGAGAUAGGCCACUAUACAUCUCCAGUCCCUGUCGCUGUGCCGGAGACCAAAGAGACUGUCGUUGCUCAGCCCGUUGUCGAUGAGAAGGAGCGGUUAAGGGGGCUCAGGAAACUCAAGCUCCAAAAGCAUGCAUUCCAGGCCUCCAUACUGCUAUUCAAGUGAGUCCGCAGCCCUGACGCGAACAUGUCAAGAAUUCGCAAACUGACCACUCACUUCACAGUGGCUUCCUCAUCUUCGUCAGCUGGCAUUUUAGGAACCUGAUCUGGGUGCUCUUGCCUCUGAUCACCUUUUCUCUCGUACUUCAAAUCGUCAUGAUAAUCUCUAUUGGCUGCCGGACAACAUGGAACUACUUCCGCCCGGAAGAGUAUGAAGAAGUCGCUCGUCCGGAGAGUCUCGCAUUGUUGAUUCCCUGCUACAACGAAACGCCAGAAGAAAUGACCAAAUCGAUGGACUCCUUGAUAGAGCAAUCUGGCAUUGAACAGCAUCCUCAAUUCAUCGUCGUCCUUUGCGACGGGAAAGCGCGCGGACCAGGCAUGGCGAAGACUACCCACGACUGGCUCCUGCAAGAUGUUCCACUCGAGGAUGCCGCUGCCGGGUUCUACGAGGCAGCCUAUACAGCUUGGGAUCACCAGCGAAUGGACGUCAUUCUGCGUAUUGGAAAAUAUCGUGGCGUGCCUUGUAUGAUGAUCCUGAAGCAUCAAAAUCAGGGAAAGAGAGAUGGCUUGAUCCUGAUCCGAUCUUUCCUUCACAAGUUCAACUUGCGCCGAGAGCAGCCAGACACGAUCAUGUCCCCCGAAUUCUUCGAUACAAUGUGUGCUUUCAUCCAGGACCAGGCCCACAUCGACCACGUUGACGACCUUGUCGGCAUGGACGCAGAUACAUAUUUCGAUCCGGAGUGUAUCAGUAAUUUGGUUCAGGAGAGCCAGUAAGUCCAAGUACCUGUCGCAGAGGUUCUCACCCGCUGACUCUAGCUCCAGCCUACCAAAAACGACAGGAGUAUGCGGCUACGUCGCCGUCGACUUCCAAGAUAAGCAAUGGGGUUUCUGGAACCUCAUGCAGAAUUCAGAAUAUACAACCGCUCAGACUCUUCGCCGGCUGCACCAAUCGAUGGUCACACACAAAGUCUCCUGUCUUCCCGGAUGUUGCCAACUUCUCAAGAUCACGGAAGAGACCUGUGGCGAUGACAUUCUUGUCUCGAAGUUCGGAUACUAUCCCACCUGGAAAGACGGCAUCCUGAAGCAUAUUCGAGCGACAGCCAGCGAAGACCGCAACCAUGUUUGUCUGCUGCUCGCUCAUCGGCCAAACUCUCAGACUCGCAUGGUAAUGAACGCCAAGGCCUAUACUGCGGUCCCUCAAUCUUGGUCGGUCUACCUCUCCCAGAGAAGAAGAUGGACGCUGGGUGCGACGAUGAACGAUGUCUUCAACGUCACCGCGCCCGGAGUCGUCUGGUUCGAACGUCUCCUGGCCGGUGUGAACGUCGUAACGUGGUUCGUCAAUCCUUUCAUCCUCGCGGCGUUGGGAGGUUUCAUCCAUGCAUGCAUCAGUGAGUACUAUCCCAGCUUCGGCGGAAAAGUAGGUCGGAAAUACUGACAAAGUGCAACAGUCAGUCCCUUGUGGAUGAGCAUGAUGUUCGUGAGUAUCAUGAUGAUCCCAAUCACGUGGUACUUGGUCGUUCCACUUUGGCAUAUCAAGAAGUGGAAAGCAAGCAUCCAGUACUACUGUGGAUUGCUGCUCUUCAUCGGCAGUGGCCCAUUCCUGGCCAUCUUCGUCCUCACAUAUGCCUUAAUCAACAUGGAUCGUUUCGGGUGGGGCAAGACUCGCAAAGUCAUCGCCGAAAUCGAGCCAGGUCAGGCGGAUGGUACGGCGGGCGAGAAGGCGCAGCAGGGCAUGAUCGAGGAAGCUCCACAUCAGAGGUCCGAGCCGGUUUCGUCUUUCAUCAGCCCAGCGCAGUCGACACCCGUCCAGGUGCCACUUCCAGCUGCUAGGUUUCCUGGGAGAAGGCGUCUCGACGAGGAAGAGCGCGUGGGCUGGUAA
Messenger RNA from Lecanosticta acicola, 2457 nucleotides. NCBI's taxonomy places the organism in Eukaryota, Fungi, Ascomycota, Dothideomycetes, Mycosphaerellales, Mycosphaerellaceae. The record is from the annotation of a GenBank genome assembly.